CGCGGGACUAAAAUGUGUGCAAGUUCCGCGCUGCGUUUCCUCCUCUCUCGGCUGUCCUCCCCGAGGGGCGUCCGCGGCGUGCCACGCUAUUCAGCAGCUCCGGGUAGUCGUGACCGACCGCAGUGUCUCGCUAUGCAGCGGACCUGCAGGGAAUUAUGGAUGAUUCCGGAGGUUGCGAUCACGACGACAGCGGCGAAUUUCUUCUCCCGUGAUCGGUCAAAGUACAUUUCGUUCGGUGUAAUAACCCAGAUGCCACGAAGCAGGAGGCGUCACCGCUCUCGCAGCCACUCGAGAACACGCUCACAUUGUUCUAUGGAAUCGCCGUACGAGCAUAAACGCAGACGUAUUGAUUACGAGAGUCCACAAAGCAAGGGAACCUACAGGUAA
Molecule: messenger RNA, 387 nt
Organism: Odontomachus brunneus
Lineage: Eukaryota; Metazoa; Arthropoda; Insecta; Hymenoptera; Formicidae
Exons: 3
Coding region: 13-387 (124 amino acids)
Source: RefSeq, a predicted model, not a curated record